ACAUGGCGCUGUGGUGAGACAUCUUCCCGCCACUUCCCCCACGUGACCAUGUCCAGCCGCUGGGAUUGGAUGCUGGGGAUUAUCUUUAUGGUGGCCAUCAGUGUCAUUGUCGUUGUGGCCACGUUUGCGUGUGUAGCGUUUUGUAAAUGUAAGAAACGAAUCAAGCAAGCUAAAACAGUGGGCAUCGCUCCGGUCCACGAAGAUGAUCAUACAGAUCCUGCAUUACGCCCUAUACAAACUGUGUCCCCUAGGACUGUAUCCCCAUCUGACAUUGGUCGAGGACGACAGAAGAAAACACCUGUAACACCCCUCCACACCUCUAGAUCUACCACAGUAAACACUCCUCUUGGAUCCUCAUGCCAAUCAAACGAUCAUUUCUUUUACUCUAGUAGACAAGCAUGGAUGUUUGAACCCGACUAAAUAAAAAGUUAUGUGCCUUUUACUAUAUUACGCAUUGUCACCCAAAAAAAUUAAUAGGACAGAAUAUCUAAUGGAUUUAAUUUUGCUUUAUGAAUGUGAAUGACA
Messenger RNA from Saccostrea cuccullata (small rock oyster), 525 nucleotides. RefSeq lists its product as uncharacterized. The transcript has 2 exons. Bases 49 to 420 code for a protein of 123 amino acids. The record is from RefSeq and is a predicted model, not a curated record. NCBI's taxonomy places the organism in Eukaryota, Metazoa, Mollusca, Bivalvia, Ostreida, Ostreidae.